Messenger RNA from Talaromyces marneffei, 975 nucleotides. RefSeq lists its product as uncharacterized. The coding region runs from base 1 to 975 and encodes 324 amino acids. NCBI's taxonomy places the organism in Eukaryota, Fungi, Ascomycota, Eurotiomycetes, Eurotiales, Trichocomaceae. The transcript has 2 exons. The record is from RefSeq and is a predicted model, not a curated record.
AUGUUUGACCGUGUCAAAAAGAAACUAAACGCCAUGACCGGCAACACCAAAUACAAGCUCACCCAAGAGCAAAAAGAUCAUUUCAUGAAAUACGGCUAUCUCCGAGUUCCCAAUUGUUUUACUCCAGAAAAGGCAGCUGAAUGGACAAAAGAUGUUUGGACUCGUCUGGGUUAUUCGCCCACCGAUAAAGAGACGUGGACAUCCGAGAGAAUCCACAUGCCCCCGCAUCGACAUGAACCUGUCAAGUCAUUCGCCCCGAAAGCUUGGGCAGCGAUUUGUGAAGUAGUCGGUGGUGAAGAUCGAGUCUUGGAUGAAGCUGCUGUAUGGAAUGAUGCCUUGAUUGUUAAUCUGGGCACAAAGGAGGCUGAAGGGAAACCGUGGCCGCAUCCGAAGGAGUUGUAUGGAUGGCAUGUCGAUGGGGACUUUUUUAUCCAUUUCCUCGAUUCGCGGGAGCAAGGUUUACUUGUCAUUCCGCUCUUCAAUGACAUUGUUGAGCAUGCCGGUGGUACAGUGGUUUGUCCAGACUCGAUUCCACACAUGGCAAGACAUUUGUACAACCACCCCGAAGGUGUCUCACCCCACAUGGUUCCUCGUGGUGGUGAACUUGAACCUGAAUACAAAGAUGGCUUUUAUACACGAAUCAUCAGCCAAUGUUCCGAAUUCCACGAAAUGACCGGUAAAGCAGGCGACGUCAUACUCCUCCAUCCGCUCACAGUGCAUUCAGCAUCUGUCAACACACUGCGUAUACCACGAAUCAUCACCAAUCCACCCGUCAUGUUGAAAGAACCCUUUCGAUUCGAUCGCAAAAAUCCAAAUGAUUUCAGUCUUGUUGAGCGAAAGACACUGCAGGCCUUGGGUGUUGAUCGACUUGAUGAUUGGAAGAUUGUAGGGGAAAGAGAGAUGGUUGUUCCUGAACGGUUACGUGCGCAAGCUGCGAUGAAAGAGGAGGAGCAAAAGAGACUGAAUGCUUCAUAA